This is a messenger RNA of Notolabrus celidotus (New Zealand spotty), 1093 nucleotides long. Its product is annotated as type-2 ice-structuring protein-like. Lineage: Eukaryota; Metazoa; Chordata; Actinopteri; Labriformes; Labridae. The transcript is spliced from 9 exons. The record is from RefSeq and is a predicted model, not a curated record. Bases 155 to 751 code for a protein of 198 amino acids. Gene Ontology annotation, molecular function: signaling receptor activity.
CUGGUUCAGUACCCCAACACAGGAAAGUUGAAGCUCCACCGAGAAGAAGAAGAAGAAGAAGAAGAAGAAGAAGAAGAAGAAGAAGAAGAAGAAGAAGAAGAAGAAGAAGAAGAAGAAGAAGGAGAAGAAGAAGGCUCAUCUCAUCAACUUCACAAUGAAGAUCCUGGCUGUGUCUGCUCUCCUCUGUGCCAUGAUGGCUCUGACUACUGCUGCUGCUGUUGCAGAGGCAGAUCCUGAGGAUGCAGAAACAGCAGCUGUUCCAGAGGAAGAACCUGAAGAUGCACAAGGAGCUGUUCCAGAGGAAGAAUCUGAAGAUGAACAAGCAGUAGAGCUCGAUGUUGUGAAGAGGACUCAUUGCCACUCAGGAUGGAAGCUGAUUGGUCACCGCUAUUUCUUCUAUGUUGCUCAACACCUGACCUGGGCUCAAGCUGAGAAAAAGUGCGUCUCCCUGGGUGGACAUCUGGCAUCUGUGCAUUCCCAGUGGGAGUAUCAUCAAAUAAGAAGUCUGAUCAAAGCACAAAGCCAUGGGCAUCCUGCGGCAUGGGUUGGAGGCACUGAUAGUUGCCAGGAGGGAGUUUGGCGCUGGAGCGAUGGUUCCUGUUUCGACUUCAAACAGUGGUGCAGGGGAGAGCCAAACAAUGGACUGGGGACCAAUCAGGACUGUCUACAGAUAAAUUUCAGCUGUAACAAGUGCUGGGAUGAUCUCUGGUGUCAUCACCGUCGCCCCUCCGUCUGUGUCAGGAAGUGGUGAACCGUGGUCUGACCCUGAGGCAUGAAGAGGCUGUGAAACACACAAACACAGAUCGAUGUGUGUUUGAAAAGUCAUCUCUCACGACGCCGUCAGUCUCAUGUGGAACCUGAGCGCUCUAAAUCUCUCUCUUCUCUCUUUUCUGUCGCUGUAACGCUUCAUAAGGAAAGAUGUGACAAGUGACACAAACAGGAGGUGGAUUGUCUCUGAGGCCUUGUGCCCUUAAUAAGAUCAGACUGAAUGUGGAAUGGAAAGAACGCUUUAAGCACAACUUUAUUCUUUGGUUUGAACUCUUCUUUCUAAUCUGAAUGCAAAAUUAAAAGCUUCAAGCAUUGAAAAAACGUC